Dentiscutata erythropus is the source of this 180-nucleotide messenger RNA. The record is from the annotation of a GenBank genome assembly. Lineage: Eukaryota; Fungi; Glomeromycota; Glomeromycetes; Diversisporales; Gigasporaceae.
AUGAAAGGUUUAAACAGAGCCACCCGCAUAUAUACAUUACCAAAAUUUCAUGUAAAAUCAAAGAAAGUAAAAUAUGAAGUUAAAGAAACUUCUACUUUGGAAAUCAAUAGUCUACCUUCUGAGGAAAGUUCAGUUGAAGAAACUGAAGUCUUGUCAACUACCAAUUAUAUUUCACCAGAA